Molecule: messenger RNA, 1515 nt
Organism: Vitis vinifera (wine grape)
Lineage: Eukaryota; Viridiplantae; Streptophyta; Magnoliopsida; Vitales; Vitaceae
Exons: 9
Coding region: 385-1188 (267 amino acids)
Biological process (GO): protein ubiquitination
Cellular component (GO): membrane
Molecular function (GO): ubiquitin-protein transferase activity; zinc ion binding
Source: RefSeq, a predicted model, not a curated record
UCGUUUCUGGUAUUAAGAUGUAUAACUGUUGUUUUAACUUGAGAAUUUGUCUUGCCCCUUCUGUUUGCUUGGGCUUUUAAUGUUUGCCCAAAAAAAUAUCUUUUAUAUAACUUGUGAAUUUGUGUUGCUCCUUCUAUUUGCUUGGGCUUUUAAUGAUUGCCCAAGUAAAAAAUUUUAUAUACAAGUGUUGUUUUAACUUUGUGAAUUUGUUUUGCUUGGGGUUUUAAUAUUUCCCCUGCACUGUUUCACUAAAGAAAACACAAUUUUCUGGUGAUUGUUUGCCGAGAAAAGGAUUUCUGGUGAAGGAGAAGGAAUUGGUAAGGGAUUCCUAGGAUCUGGUUUAGUUUAUUUCCUACAAUUAUAGUGGAAUUGUAUUUUGGUUAGAUGGGGGAUCAUUUUGUAUUGCUUGUGGAUCGUUUGCUUACCGAGUCUACCCUUGAAGCUGCUAUCGAAAGCAGAAACCGGUUAAUGCAAGCCUCAGUCUCAGCAAUUGCUGAUACAAAGGUUGAUUGCAAGUCGCAUAAGAUGGAUUUCAAACAUGGGUCAUCUCCAAGGAAACUGGUGGAAUGCAGGAUAUGCCAGGAUGAGGAUGAAGAUUCAAAUAUGGAGACACCCUGCUCCUGCUGUGGUAGCUUGAAGUAUGCUCACCGCAGUUGUGUACAGAGGUGGUGUAAUGAGAAGGGCAACACCAUGUGUGAGAUAUGCCAGCAGCAAUUCAAGCCAGGUUAUACAGCACCACCUCCACUGUUUCAAUUUCGGGGUAUUCCAAUAAAUUUGAGGGGAAAUUGGGAGAUUUCCAGGGGAGAGUUGAAUAAUCCCCGGUUUAUAGCAAUGGUUUCUACAGACCGUAAUUUCCUGGAUCCUGAUUACAAUGAGUUUACAACUUCUACUUCAAGAAGCAUGAUGUGUUGUCGUUCAGUUGCCAUCAUUUUCAUGGUUCUUCUGAUUUUGCGGCAUACUCUACCUGUCAUGAUUAAUGGAGCCGAGGAGUAUACUUUCCCAUUAUUCAUGUUGGUACUAUUGCGAACUGCUGGGAUUAUUCUGCCAAUCUACAUCAUGCUGAGAGCGGUCACUGCUAUCCAGCGACGCCCGCGCCAACAGGACCCUCCUACUCCAUAUGCUUCAACCGAUGAAGAAACCGAGCAGCCAGCCCUGCAGCCUCAGACCCACAUCAUCCAUGUUCCCUGAAAUCGUUCCCAACACCAGUGAUCAAUUAUUUCAUCAGGAAAGGAAAUUUGGAAAGUGAAGAUACUUCUGGAGAAUGAUGGAAGGAUUAUUGUUUUCCAAAGAAAAAGAUGUACCUUUUGUCAUCUCUACAAUCAACAAGCAACACUCCCAUGUAGAUGGAUGUUGGUCAAGUUUCAAUUGAGUUGUGGGUUUUAUGAUUCAAGUGGUUCAGUUGCUGCUCAUUAUGUGAAACUCUGUACAGUCCAUGUGUAUAUGAAUAGUUAUUACUAAAGAACAAUACAAGCAAGCAAGCAAAGGAAAUAUUAUCCAUAUACCUUUUACUGAAAA